GUGCUUCAAUUGAGCUUUCCUAAAGCGCUUUUUGCCACAUGGAAUGCGAAGGUAACUGAGAGUUGUCAUCGUCAUUGCGGGGAGUCAUUGCUCUCCAUCAGUGACUAAUCUGUCUACGAUUGCUGCGCACGCUGGUCCUCUGUUGGUUGGGAGGCGCCGUGAAAAGGGGCUGAAUCAAUGUCUACGCAAAGGGCUUCUAGUUGCAAUUUGCCCUUCCACAACCCUCAGCAUUUGAUUCCUGGGGCGCAUAGCCGGCCUCAUUUUUCAAAAGGCAGGACCUGUCGUUUGCGUGCGAAAGCUCUGAUUAGCGCCGGGAUACAUUUGCCAACAAGGUUGCCUUCCGUCUCCGGCACAGUUGAAAGCAGCAUUAAAAAACAAACAUGGGUACAAUCCAGCUGGCCCACACUAUUAACUGGGGCAAUGAAAUCAUCUAGGAAGGCUGCAGAUUGCAACCUUUUGGAGACCUUCCAACCUUGCUGUAGAUGCAGCGCUAGCAGGAAAGUCAAAUCACGCUUCACACCACAGCCCAUCGCCCCACUACAUCAUCGCCAGAAGUUCCCUGCUGGGGGUUCACUGCAAAACUUAAGGUCAAGGUUUAGGUUAAGGUUGCGCGUUCGGCCUGAUGAGAAAGAGCCGCCAGGCGGUGUUUCAGCCGAUACCUCCAAGCAUGGCAGUGACCGUAGCGCUCCCAAUCCUACAACCCCCCCCCCCUCAACCAGCACCAGCACUGCCCCCCUGGAAUCCGCAAGCUCCGCCAACCGGCCAAACAAGGCUUCCGUCUCUGACCGGAACGCCUCUGGCUUUAACACCACUGCUUCUGAUUCACCAAACAGCCCACAAGUGCCCAACCUGACAGCUGGUGUGAACUGGUACUGCCUCUCGAUGAUCGGUCUCGUAACGCUUAUUGAUUUCAGUCCUCUGGGGCCCAUCCUUCGGUCCACGUCGGGCUCCGCUGUGCCGUGGAUUCUUGCGGCAGUGCAAUGGGGCUUGUUCGUGGCGCCGACCGUCAACUCAUGCCGAAGCGAGGGGUACGAUCUGCGGAGGACAUUUGGCAUCCAGACGUGUUCUCUCCUAGACGUCUUGGCAAGCGCUGCCGUCGGCGCCUCCCUGUGGGCCGUUCUUACUGCAGCCAUCGCAGCCCGGGUUGCAGCGGACGGGGGAGUCCAGCUGCCGUCGUCCGAAAGCGUUGUUAUAGCUGACCUCCUCUUUUCGCGGCCCACCUCCGUGGCAGAGUGGGCGUCACUUCUGACGUCAGCGGGCGUGUCGCCAGGAGUUGCAGAGGAGCUCCUAUUCCGGGGCUUCCUGCUGACGUCGCUUCGACAGGGCCUCGGUAGGGUGGACGCUGUGGUCUUGUGCGCCGCUCUCUUCGGCCUCUUUCACCUCAGCGUCCCCCAAUUCUUCCCCACAACAGUUCUUGGCAUAGCCGCGGGCGUCUCAGCAAUCGCCAGCGGUAGCGUUGUCGGCCCAAUCGCCGUCCACACGGCGCACAACGUUGCGGCGCUGCUAUAUGGCGGUGUUGCCCCGGGGCACGUCAGCGGCCUGCCCCUGCCCGUCGCCGCGGGGGGCGCAUUCACACUAGCACUCAGCGGGGCGUACCUCUUUGUGCGAGCCAGAACCGCUACUCGCGCUGACUGAAUCGGCGGCGACCAUUUUAAGAUCUCAGCGUGUUGGUAAAAAGUGAUCUUAGCGUGUUGGCAAGGCAGAGUACACAAUGGGUGUAACCGUGUAACGCACGCAAUUGGUGGCAGCCGUGAUAGAAGACGGUUGUGACCAUCACUGAGCGCCUGUUUGAUACGAGUGUUUGACGCCGACAACCAUGCGUUUGGACAUGUUUGAAUACCAGACUGCAAGUUGACGCCGCCGUUGAUGCAACCUUCACGUCCCAAAUUUGACAUGGAGGCCUUGCUACAAUGUUGCCAC
Messenger RNA from Klebsormidium nitens, 1920 nucleotides. The record is from the annotation of a GenBank genome assembly. Lineage: Eukaryota; Viridiplantae; Streptophyta; Klebsormidiophyceae; Klebsormidiales; Klebsormidiaceae.